AUGGCUUCUGAACAAGCUAUCUUUGACGCAGAGGUGAAAGCUCUGGAGGAGUUUCAAAAACAACCUCGUUUCGCACGAGUACAUCGACCUUUCUCCGCUGCAGACGUAGUCUCCAAGCGAGGUACUCUGACCGUCCAAUACCCGUCCGACGUACUGGCGAAGAAGCUCUGGAAGAUCCUCGAAGCUAAGAAAAGAGGUGAAGGUGGUGGAUGUACAGCCACCUACGGAGCCCUUGACCCCGUUCAGCUCACUCAAAUGGCAAAGCAUCUUGAAACUGUUUAUGUAUCAGGUUGGCAAUGUUCUUCCACCGCCUCAAGCUCUCUAGAACCUGGACCUGAUCUUGCGGAUUAUCCAUCCAAUACUGUGCCCAAUAAGGUAGCUCAACUAUUCACGGCACAGUUAUUCCAUGAUCGUAAACAAAGAUGGACUCGAACAACCGCUUUACAGCGAGGCGAACAACUUGGUCCUCCAAUCGACUACCUACGUCCAAUCGUAGCUGAUGCAGAUACAGGUCAUGGAGGUCUAACUGCCGUCAUGAAAUUGACUAAAAUGAUGGUCGAAUCUGGAGCAGCUGGUAUUCACGUCGAAGAUCAAGCCCCCGGUACCAAAAAGUGUGGUCAUAUGGCUGGAAAAGUCCUUGUACCGAUUUCCGAACAUAUCAACCGACUCGUAGCCAUGCGAUUCCAGUGUGAUAUCAUGGGAACAACCAAUCUUGUUGUAGCUCGAACGGACUCUGAAGCCGCCACUUUAAUUACGUCCAACAUUGAUCCUCGAGACCAUUCUUUCAUUCUUGGUUCGACAAAUCCUGACUUGAUCUCGCUGAAUGAAAUCAUGGUCGCUGCCGAGCUUGAAGGUAGAACGGGAGAAGCAUUGCAACAAGUAGAAGAUGAGUGGACUAAAAAAGCGAAUUUACAACUUUAUCCUGAAACCUUAGCUAAAGCAUUAUCUUCUCAAGGGGUUGAUCAAUCCAAGAUUAAAGAAUUCCUUUCUGCUGUAUCGGGUACAGCUCAUAUUUCACAUAACGGUACAUUGCAAUUAGCCACCAAGAAAUACGGAUUGAAGAAUCCUCCUUACUGGAAUUGGGAUACACCAAGAACAAGAGAAGGUUAUUAUAGAUAUCAAGGUGGUACCCAAUGUGCCAUUAAUCGAGCUGUAGCAUUCGCUCCUUACGCAGAUUUAUUGUGGAUGGAAACUAAAUCACCAAUUUAUGCUCAAGCUAAAGAGUUCGCUGAAGGUGUACACAAAGAAAGACCAGGUCAUUGGCUAGCUUAUAACCUGAGUCCAAGUUUCAAUUGGGAUGCGGCAGGCUUAGGUGAAACGGAAAUGAAAGAUUUCGUUUGGAGUUUAGGUAAACUUGGUUUCAUAUUCCAAUUCAUUACGCUCGCCGGUCUCCAUUCCAACGCUUAUAUCAACGAUAAAUUCGCAAGUGCUUUCGCUAAAGAAGGUAUGAAAGCAUAUGUCGAAUUAAUUCAAAGGAAAGAAAGAGAGAUUGGAUGUGAUGUAUUGACUCAUCAAAAAUGGUCAGGAGCAGAUUACGCAGAUUCCAUGAUGAUGACAGUCACAGGUGGAGUCUCUUCAACAGCCGCCAUGGGCAAAGGAGUCACAGAAUCUCAAUUCGGAGAUGAAAAAUCAAAGCAGGCUUUGCACAAGCUUUAA
Kwoniella shivajii is the source of this 1656-nucleotide messenger RNA. Its product is annotated as isocitrate lyase. Gene Ontology annotation, biological process: carboxylic acid metabolic process. NCBI's taxonomy places the organism in Eukaryota, Fungi, Basidiomycota, Tremellomycetes, Tremellales, Cryptococcaceae. The record is from RefSeq and is a predicted model, not a curated record. Bases 1 to 1656 code for a protein of 551 amino acids. The transcript is spliced from 9 exons. Gene Ontology annotation, molecular function: isocitrate lyase activity.